AUGUUUCAAAUUGAAUGUGAUUCAGGCACAGAUAUUCGUCAACAUUCAUUCUAUCGAACAGAAGAAAUUCUCCUUCUGGCUGCUCGACAGUUCAAAGUUGUCUCGUGUUCGAACAUGGGUAAUGGUCUUCACAUCAUUCACUUGAAGGAAACUGAACCACUUUUCCCACUCAUUGAACUCGUGCCUGAGGCUGCUAAAAAAGUGCCUGAAAUUCAUUCAAUCACAUGUCUAUUGACACAAGAACCUACUAACAGUUUUACCGAGUUGGGUGGCAAAGAGCAAGUGACAAAAAAUCAACAAACUACAUCAUCAAACUCUCAAAAGCAACUUGGCUGCGGUGGUCAUGCUUGUACAACAUGUGAUGGUAGUUCAUUUUCCACGAGAAAAACAUAUCAUAAUGGAUCAUUUUAG
This is a messenger RNA of Rotaria sordida, 411 nucleotides long. The record is from the annotation of a GenBank genome assembly. Lineage: Eukaryota; Metazoa; Rotifera; Eurotatoria; Philodinida; Philodinidae.